Equus quagga is the source of this 2223-nucleotide messenger RNA. RefSeq names its product pantothenate kinase 2 (gene PANK2). Gene Ontology annotation, biological process: coenzyme A biosynthetic process. Lineage: Eukaryota; Metazoa; Chordata; Mammalia; Perissodactyla; Equidae. The record is from RefSeq and is a predicted model, not a curated record. Gene Ontology annotation, cellular component: nucleus; cytosol. Gene Ontology annotation, molecular function: ATP binding; pantothenate kinase activity.
AUGGGGACACGGCCCCUCCACCCACGCGUCCAUUGGGCGGCGCCGCCAUCACUCUCUGGCCAACACCGCCUUCUCCUCCGCCGAGCACGGAUCCCCUCCCCCGCCACUCUCGCACCGCCCCGGCUUGGGAGCCUCUCAUUGGACGGAGGGGCGGUCGAGCCGCCUCGAGUCCGGUAGCUGAUUGGACACCAGGCCUUCGGGCCGCCCCCGGCCUGCUUGGAUUGGCUUGCUGCGCGUUGGCGCAACGGAAGAGGCGGCCGGCCGAGGGUGCGCUUCUGCUCGGGCUGGACGGCCGCGGAGGCAGCGACGAGGGGUCCGGCGCUGGGGGGCUGGCUCGGGCGGCAGCGGUGGCUGCUGCGGAUGGGAACGGGACGGCUCGGCGCGCCCAUGGAACACCACGGCAGGGCCGCCGCUACCUCCGACUCGUCGGCGCGGGAGCCGGCGCCCAGGGGGCCCGAUGGGCGGCGGCGGGAGCCGCUGCGGCGCCGGGCGAGCAGCGCGUCGGCGCCCGCCGUCGGGGCCUCGGCCUCGGCGGACAGCGUAAGGCGGGAGCGGCCCGGCUCCUACAGCGGCGCUACCUCGGUCUCCCGCCAGCGCGUCGAAAGCCUCCGGAAGAAGCGGCCGCUUUUUCCAUGGUUUGGCUUGGAUAUUGGUGGAACGUUGGUCAAGCUGGUUUAUUUUGAACCCAAAGACAUCACUGCUGAAGAAGAAGAGGAAGAAGUGGAAAGUCUUAAAAGCAUUCGGAAGUACCUGACCUCCAAUGUGGCUUAUGGGUCCACGGGCAUUCGGGACGUGCACCUGGAGCUGAAGGACCUGACUCUGUGUGGACGCAAAGGCAAUCUGCACUUUAUACGCUUUCCCACCCAUGACAUGCCUGCUUUUAUUCAAAUGGGCAGAGAUAAAAACUUCUCGAGUCUCCACACUGUCUUUUGUGCUACUGGAGGUGGAGCGUACAAAUUUGAGCAGGAUUUUCGCACAAUAGGUGAUCUUCAGCUUUGCAAGCUUGAUGAACUAGAUUGCUUAGUAAAAGGAAUUUUAUACAUUGACUCAGUUGGAUUCAAUGGACGGUCACAAUGCUAUUACUUUGAAAACCCUGCUGAUUCUGAAAAAUGUCAGAAGUUACCGUUUGAUUUGAAAAAUCCGUACCCUCUGCUUCUGGUGAACAUUGGCUCUGGGGUUAGCAUCUUAGCGGUAUAUUCCAAAGAUAAUUACAAGCGGGUCACGGGUACCAGUCUUGGAGGAGGAACUUUUUUUGGUCUCUGCUGUCUUCUUACUGGCUGUACCACUUUUGAAGAAGCUCUUGAAAUGGCAUCUCGUGGUGAUAGCACCAAAGUGGAUAAACUAGUGCGAGACAUUUAUGGAGGGGACUAUGAGAGGUUUGGACUGCCAGGCUGGGCUGUGGCUUCAAGCUUUGGAAACAUGAUGAGCAAGGAGAAGCGAGAGGCCGUCAGUAAAGAGGACCUCGCCAGAGCGACUUUGAUCACCAUCACCAACAACAUUGGCUCAAUAGCAAGAAUGUGUGCCCUUAAUGAAAACAUUAACCAGGUGAUAUUUGUUGGAAAUUUCUUGAGAAUUAAUACGAUCGCUAUGCGGCUUUUGGCAUAUGCUUUGGAUUAUUGGUCCAAGGGACAGUUGAAAGCACUUUUUUCGGAACAUGAGGGUUAUUUUGGAGCCGUUGGAGCACUGCUUGAGCUGUUGAAGAUCCCCUGAUCGUUACCUGGGGAGGGGUUCCUGGAACCUUCCACAAUGGGAUCUGUGGACUUUUGUUUUUUAAGAGACUCAGUUUUAUAAUUGUGUGCUGCCUGAAUCAAAGCAAGAAAGGACAAGUGUAUUUUUUUUAAGUCAUCAAGAUAAAUCCUUAAAAAUUCAAUCUAAACUAGUAACCAGUAAGGAAAGAUGCAUAUAAAAAGUGGACCACGUCUGUGGCAGUGGGGACUUGCUGUAUUUCACUUGCUCUUCAGUAUAGCUUUGUUAAACCUGCGUGUAUUUUGAAAUUCAGCAUCACUCACUGGAGCCACUUGAGGGGAGAGCUGUUCUGUGUUCUGCUGACUGUGGUUUUGUGUCCUGUUGAACUUGCUAAAUAUAAGGCGAGCUGCUGUGUGUUACCAUCUAGCCGCAGUUUCGUCCGUAUGGCCUUGGAGAUCAUCUGUGCAUUAACUCUGCUGUCAUUUAGCCUUUGUGUGAACCUUUGUAAAAACAUGUUUUAUUUCAAGGUUCUGCGAA